CCUCCUCCCUUCCCUCCUUUCCCUCCUCCUUCCUUCCCACCCUCUCUCCCCUCCUCCCUCCCCGGCGGGGCUGCCCGGGGGGCGGCAGCGGGGACGCGUCUGGGGCCGAGAGCGAUGGAGGACUCGGUUCGGUUCGGUUCGGUCCGGUCCGCCCGCAGGGUCUUAGGAGACUCCUUCCCAGGGGAAGGGGAAGGCGGACAUGUUGUGUCAGAGCCCAGAUGCCAUGGAGGAUAUGCUGGAUGUGGAGAACAAGCGCAUGACAGACAGCCUGGCCAGCAAGGUGACCCGGCUGAAGGCGCUGGCUCUGGAUAUUGACAAAGAUGCUGAGGAGCAGAACCGUUACCUGGAUGGCAUGGACUCGGAUUUCCUGAGUGUGACAGGCCUGCUGUCUGGCAGUGUGAAGCGCUUCUCCACCGUGGUGCGGUCCGGGAGGGACAACCGGAGGCUGCUCUGCUCCGUGUCAGCAGGACUCGUUCUCAUUUUCUUCAUCCUCUACUACCUGGUGUCCCGAGCAGGCACCUGAGGUGGUUGUUCUGCAGGUUUUACAGGACAGACAACAGGACCAUUGACAGACUUGCUCAACGCCCUCCUCAGCCUGCUCUGGGGUGCAGUCUGAGGUCUCCCACAGACGUUCCCAACGAUUCUUCUCUCCUCGUCGUUGUUCUGGCUGCGCUCAGACAGCUCCUUAUAGAACGAGUGUGUCUGAUUCUAAAUGAAUUCUCAUGUAUAACAUGAUUUGGAUGUUAAAUGCUUAUGCCUCGAUCUCUUGCCUUGUCACUUUGUGUGGCAGAUCCUGUGUUACCUCCCUGACCAAAAACCGUGCAAAGGAAGCAAGCACCAAGGAGAUCCUUCCUGCUGCAUUUCUGGGAAGACGUGGCAGCUCCGAGCUCUUUCUGCAUGGAAGAACAGGGGGUGAAUUGGUGGACUUUGUUCUGAUUUUCUAAUGACUUCUGGGACAUCCUGUUCUUCACAGCAGAGCUGGGGUUGCUUUUACUGUUGUAAAUAAAGGUUGGGUUUUUGCAUG
This is a messenger RNA of Calypte anna (Anna's hummingbird), 1024 nucleotides long. It is a transcript of the gene BET1L, whose product is annotated as Bet1 golgi vesicular membrane trafficking protein like. NCBI's taxonomy places the organism in Eukaryota, Metazoa, Chordata, Aves, Apodiformes, Trochilidae. Gene Ontology annotation, molecular function: SNAP receptor activity. Gene Ontology annotation, cellular component: Golgi trans cisterna; SNARE complex. The transcript has 4 exons. The record is from RefSeq and is a predicted model, not a curated record. The coding region runs from base 200 to 523 and encodes 107 amino acids. Gene Ontology annotation, biological process: regulation of retrograde vesicle-mediated transport, Golgi to ER; retrograde transport, endosome to Golgi.